Molecule: messenger RNA, 1378 nt
Organism: Sclerotinia trifoliorum
Lineage: Eukaryota; Fungi; Ascomycota; Leotiomycetes; Helotiales; Sclerotiniaceae
Source: the annotation of a GenBank genome assembly
ACAUUGUCAAUAAUAUAAUAACAACUUGGAGGAAAUCCAACAGAAUCGUGAAGCUUUGCACUACUUUCGUAUAAUCUCAAAACUGUUAAUGUGUCAAAUCUGCUUUUCUUUCUAGAAGUUGUGAUUCCUUUCCCAAUCAAAACUUCCCGACACCACUUAUUACACAAAGUCGCCAUUUGCGGGAACCCACAUAAACUUCCGCCGCCGGCUUUCAGAUCGGACACUAAUAUCUACCAACCAUCCUGUUGAACUUGCUCUCCGCUAUACCUUAAAGCUGUUUUCUAAACAAAAAAUAUCCCCAUUCAUUCAAAGCCACCUCGAUUCAACAAAACUCCACAUUUCGAUUCUUGAUUAUCAUUCGCACAAUCCGCCAUAAUGUCUACAGCUGCUCGUCGUCGUCUUAUGCGGGAUUUCAAGGUUAGUGGCAAUUCGUGGAGGGGCACAAGAUCAUGAUUCGGAGGGAAUCUAACUUUCAUCUAUAGCGCAUGCAAACCGACCCUCCUGCUGGUGUUUCAGCAUCUCCUGUUGCAGAUAAUGUCAUGCUCUGGUUAGUAUUUCUUCCAGAAUGUCUGACGUUGAAGAAUUUGAUGCUAAUAUCGAAAUUAUUAGGAACGCUGUCAUUAUCGGUCCAGCAGAUACUCCAUUCGAAGAUGGAACUUUCCGACUUGUUAUGACCUUCGAGGAACAAUAUCCAAACAAGCCACCCGCCGUCAAGUUCAUUAGUCAAAUGUUCCAUCCUAAUGUUUAUGCAACCGGAGAGUUGUGUUUAGAUAUUCUGCAGAAUAGGUGGAGUCCUACAUAUGAUGUUGCGGCAGUGUUGACGAGUAUCCAAAGGUACAUAUAUACUUCGCAAGUGAUCUAUUGAUUCCUGAGUCUAUAUACUAAGUUUCAUGUAGUCUGCUUAAUGAUCCAAAUACCGGUUCCCCUGCCAAUGUAGAAGCUUCCAACCUAUACAAAGACAACAGAAGAGAAUAUACAAAACGUGUUAGGGAAACUGUCGAGAAGAGUUGGGAGGAUAAUUGAGAAUCGAUUCUAAAUUUCCGAGUGACUAUACGGCAGGAUUACAUUGAAGCACAUUCAGCGUGAUUCAUAGGUAGUCGUAUUUGAGUUAGGCCUUAUUUAAUGAUGAAAUGGCGGGGUUCUGGAGUUUUUGAAACGGCAUCUAUUAUGGAGUUUCCUUUCCAAUCUGUCUACAUCGUUUUUUUCUACAAGGAGUUCAGUCAAUAAGGGCAAUAUUUACGAUGGCCCAUCUCAUACAGCAUUAUCCAAUAUAUUUCGAUUAUAGCAUUUCGUGCUGGAUAUUACUACCAUACAUGCAUGCCACACGGUACCUAUGGUAACAGUAAUACGGAAAUUCAACAGAAAUGAAUCAUAAAAU